AACAAUGUGAAUGAAAUCAGUUUAUUUUUCAUAGAUUUUCGACAAUGAAAACAAUAUCUCUUUUGGCGAAUACAACAACAACAACUAUGACUAUUCCUACUACAGAUUUAACGACAAUCACUGCCAUGAUAAUAAUGGCCACUUCACAACAACAACAACAACAACAACAACAACAACAGCUCUACAAUGAACAGCAAGUUUAUGAUCCAUAUCCGGAUUUAACACAAAUUUUCAUCGUUCGAUUUAUAUUCAUAUUUUGUUAUGCUGUAAUAAUGAUUAGUGCUGCAUUAGGAAAUUUAUUAAUCACUUAUAUUGUCAUUUCAAAUCGUAAAAUGCGUACAACUGUCAAUUAUUAUAUUGUUAAUUUAGCCUGUUGUGACAUCUUAAUUAGUGUUUUUGUUUUACCAACAAAAAUGUUUGAAUUACUUGCACCGGCUGAAUGGUUAGCAUUGAAUGAUACAUGGUGUACAAUAAUGUCAUUUUUACAAUCGGUAAUGGUAUUUGCUAGCCUGCUUACAUUGGUUGCAACAUGUUUUGAAAGGUAUUUUGCUAUUGUACAUCCAUUAAAAAGUCGUAUGCAACAAAGUAAACGUCGUACAUGUCGUAUAUUAUUAGCCGUUUGGCUUUUGUCUUCCUUUGCUUCAUUGCCUAAUAUUCUAAAUGGUUCAAUGGCUGUGAUCAAUAUAUUAAAAAGUGAAUAUGGAACCAUUGCACGAUUGACAUGCAUGUCAACAUUUGAUGAUGAAUUUCGUUUAAUAUAUUUUACCAUAUUGUUCAUCUGUCUUUAUCUUAUUCCAUUGGCAUUGAUUGCAUUUACCUGUUUUUGUAUUGCUCGUGCCUUGCUACGUACAUCUAUAUUACAUCGACAAGGUAGUCUAUUGAGACAAGAAGUUAAUCGUAGAAAAGUAGGCAAAAUGAUUCUAGUUGUUGUCGUUUCAUUUACUAUUGCUUGGACACCAUAUUUUCUGAUCAGUGUAAUCACUCAAUAUCAAAAGGAAAAUUAUUUCGAUAAACAUGAUUAUUAUUUCACAAUGUUGAGUAUAAAUCUAUUUGGUUUUCUUCAUUCAUCAAUUAAUCCAGUGAUUUAUCUGACAAUGAGUGCUCGAUUUCAAAAAGGUUUUAUGCGUCUUUUAAGGAUAGUUAUGUGUUGUCAAAAAUCAACAGAAAAUGCUGGCCAUACUUCAAUACCUGAUCCAGGUACUAGUUCACGUUAUAGUCCAAAUGGAAAUAUCAACAAUAUGCCAUAAUUUGAUUGGGCAACAUUUACUAUAUCGAUUCGAUUAUCAUUCAUUCUGGUUGAAUGGUGGGAAAAAAACUUUUUACUGGAAUAAUAUUUUGACAGAAAAAAAAACUUAAUUACGAAAUAUUGCGAAAGAAUUUAAAAUGGAAAUCAACAUUU
Molecule: messenger RNA, 1399 nt
Organism: Dermatophagoides pteronyssinus (European house dust mite)
Lineage: Eukaryota; Metazoa; Arthropoda; Arachnida; Sarcoptiformes; Pyroglyphidae
Product: QRFP-like peptide receptor
Biological process (GO): G protein-coupled receptor signaling pathway
Cellular component (GO): plasma membrane
Molecular function (GO): G protein-coupled receptor activity
Source: RefSeq, a predicted model, not a curated record